UGUUCGCGUCUGGAGGCCUGCGCUCGGAGACGGAUCCUGGUUAACAUGGUAGUGCCGGUGUUUGUAUUGGGGCUGGUGCUGCCAUUAAUACAGCGGGCCCACACGAGUGCAGGUGUUGGUUUUCAGUUUGCUUCAUACAUCGAUAAUUACAUGGUGCUGCAGAAGGAGCCUGCAGGGGCAGUGAUUUGGGGUUAUGGCAUAUCUGGAGCCACAGUGACAGUGACUCUUUGCCAGGAUCAGGAAAUCAUCAUGAAGAAAGUGACCCAUGUGAAAGCAUACUCUAACAGCUGGAUGGUGGUCCUGGAUCCUAUGAAGCCUGGUGGACCUUAUGAAGUGAUGGCACAACAGACAUUUGGGAGAAUGAACUUAACCCUGAGAGUUCAUGAUGUCUUAUUUGGAGAUGUCUGGCUUUGCAGUGGGCAAAGUAACAUGCACAUGACGGUUUUACAGAUAUUUAAUGCUACAAGUGAGCUGUCUAACACCACUGCCUAUCAGUCUGUCCGCAUCCUCUCCGUGUCUCUCAUCCAGGCAGAACAGGAGCUGGAGGACCUUGCUGGGGUUGACUUGAAGUGGUCUAAGCCCACCUCAGAAAACUUAGGCCAAGGAAAAUUUGAGUACAUGUCAGCGGUGUGCUGGCUCUUCGGGCGUUACCUCUAUGACACUCUGCGGUAUCCCAUCGGGCUGAUCUCCUCCUCGUGGGGUGGGACACCCAUUGAAGCCUGGUCAUCUGGAAGAUCGCUGAAAGCCUGUGGGGUUCAUAGGCAAGGGUUCAUUCCGUCUGAUUCCGUAACCGGUCCCAGUGAAUACUCUGUUCUUUGGAAUGCCAUGAUUCAUCCACUAAGUAAUAUGACUCUGAAAGGUGUGAUAUGGUACCAGGGGGAGUCCAAUGUAAAUUUUAACAGGGACCUGUACAAUUGCACAUUCCCUGCGCUCAUUGAAGACUGGCGCCAAACCUUCCACCGUGGCUCCCAGGGGCAGACAGAGCGGCUCUUCCCGUUUGGAUUUGUUCAGUUGUCUUCAGUUUUGGCUGGUGCAGUGUCAGAUGAUCGACUUCCCCAGAUCCGUUGGCAUCAAACAGCAGACUUUGGCUAUGUCCCCAACCUAAGGAUGCCCAACACUUUCAUGGCUGUCGCUAUGGAUCUCGGUGACAGGAACUCACCUUUUGGCAGUAUUCACCCUCGAGAUAAACAAACUGUAGCCUAUAGGCUGCACUUGGGGGCCCGUGCUGUGGCUUAUGGUGAGAAGCAGCUGAUUUUUCAAGGACCACUGCCUGAGAAGAUAGAGCUCUUGGCUGACAAGGGGCUGCUCAACCUCAUGUAUUCCCAGCAAAUCCAGGUGCAGAGGCAAGACGACAAGAUAUUUGAGAUCUCGUGUUGUGAUGACCAUCAGUGCAAGUGGCUUCCAGUUCCCAUGAACACUUUCUCCACCCAGAUCCUGGCCCUGAAUAUCAGUUCUUGUCAAGGCACUCUGGUUGCUCUCCGCUAUGCCUGGACCACGUGGCCUUGUGAAUAUAAACAGUGUCCUCUGUACCACCCCAGCAGUACCCUGCCGGCUCCUCCCUUCACUGCUUUCAUUACAAACCAGAUGCCUGGACACCACAGCAAAGUUGCUAAAUGAUUUAGUUGCAGUUUGAUCAUAUCUUAGACGUAAGUGUAGAACCUUUGGAUUUGGGCAUUUAGGAGUUUAAAUGAUAACACAUGUUGCUUUUAAAGGAAAUAAACAGAAAAGCCUUGUUGGACGGCUCCCAGCACACACGUGGCUGUUUUUAUAUUCUGAGAUGAACAAGGCCAGUAGACACCGAAGUGCCCGCCUUUUGUCCUCUAGUUAGGCUGGAGUCGGUACUGGACUCAUUCUUAACUGCAAGCAAAUUGAACCUGUGUCAUUCAUAAUUGAGCUUCCUCAUUAUUGGGAGUGAAAUGUCUAACACUUUGUCUUCUUACAUCCAGAAUUGUGGAACACAGGGUUGGAAGACCUUUUGAGGCCACGUAGGCUAGUAUUUAUGUGGUUUUUUGGUUUUUGUUUUUUGUUUUUACAAAAUCUGACAAGUGGUUGUUGAAUCUUUGCAUAGCUUCCAUUCUAAAUUCCCAACGGUUUUUCCUUGUGUGGAACUGAAAUCUUUCUUCCACUACAUGACUGUCUUUCACAUAACUAAAGAUAGCCCUACCCUAUAAACAAUUCUACUCUCUCAACUUAAAUAGUGAUUAUAUGAAUGUUGAAAGCCAACAAAGCAGAACCAUGGGCAGGACUUUGGGGAGGUGCUGAGGGCCCACCUUAGAGAUGAAGAGGGCAAGGUGGUAACCCAGGAAGGCACUCGUGCUGCCAGUAACAGGAGGGCAGGGAUUAAGCUUAGGAAAAUGUGACAGUGGAGGUCACUGAGAGGCAAACAGGUCAUCAAGAGUUAAAUAUAAAUCCCAGGCUCUUUAAAGGUAAGAGGUUUAACUAUACAAAGGAUAAUCCAGAUGGAAGAAAAAAGUGAGACUGAGAGUAAAGCUACACGAUAAGCAUUUAAAAAAUAAUCCAGAUGAGACAAAUGUGAAAGAGGGCUUUUGUGUGUACUGUUAAGAAUCAUAAUGCUGUUUAUUGGUUGAUUAAAAACAGCUAAUGGCA
Molecule: messenger RNA, 2607 nt
Organism: Pteropus alecto (black flying fox)
Lineage: Eukaryota; Metazoa; Chordata; Mammalia; Chiroptera; Pteropodidae
Gene: SIAE
Product: sialic acid acetylesterase
Exons: 10
Coding region: 46-1617 (523 amino acids)
Biological process (GO): carbohydrate metabolic process
Molecular function (GO): sialate O-acetylesterase activity
Source: RefSeq, a predicted model, not a curated record